Molecule: messenger RNA, 1602 nt
Organism: Oldenlandia corymbosa var. corymbosa
Lineage: Eukaryota; Viridiplantae; Streptophyta; Magnoliopsida; Gentianales; Rubiaceae
Source: the annotation of a GenBank genome assembly
AUGGAAGAUCACAGAGUUGGAGCUUCUUCUGCUGGGCCUUAUUAUCCUCUGGGCGAGUCUGAAGCGGGCAGUGGGGUUGAAGAUUUCUUCCCAAAUGAUUCUUCUCGGUUAAAACAAUUGGGCUACAAACAAGAACUCAGCCGUGGACUUUCGUUCUUGGCGAAUUUUUCUGUGACUUUCUCCAUCAUAUCAGUGAUGACUGGAAUAACCACACUAUACAAUCAGGGUCUGACUUUUGGAGGGCCCAUGACCAUGGUCUGCGGAUGGCCCAUCGUUGGGUUGAUGACACUCAUUGUGGGCUUGUCAAUGGCUGAGAUCUGCUCUGCUUACCCAACUGCUGCUGGGCUUUACUUUUGGAGUGCUAAGCUCUCUGGUGAUGAUUGGGGUCCAUUUGCUUCUUGGCUGACUGGAUGGUUCAACAUUGUUGGUCAGUGGGCUGUAACAACCAGUGUAGACUUUUCACUUGCCCAGCUGAUUCAAGUGAUCAUCCUCCUAAGUACUGGUGGAAAAUCUGGGGGUGGAUAUGUGGCAUCUAAAUAUGUGGUUAUUGCUAUCCACGGUGCAAUUUUGCUGUCGCAUGCUAUUUUAAACAGUCUUCCCAUCUCGUGGUUAUCAUUUUUUGGGCAGCUUGCUGCAGCGUGGAAUGUUUUGGGUGUCUUUGUUCUCAUGAUUGUCAUUCCAACCGUUGCAACUGAAAAAGCCAGUCCUGAGUUUGUGUUUACCCACUUCAACACCGACAAUGGAGUAGGAAUCCACAGUAAAUUAUACAUAUUUAUACUAGGACUUCUCAUGAGCCAGUAUACACUAACUGGAUAUGAUGCAUCUGCCCACAUGUCAGAGGAAACCAAGAGUGCUGAUAAAAAUGGGCCAAAGGGAAUAAUAAGUGCCAUUGGAAUAUCUAUAAUUGUUGGAUGGGGUUAUAUACUCGGCAUCACAUUUGCUGUCACAAACAUCCCCAAUCUUUUGAACCAAGAAAAUGACGCUGGUGGUUAUGCCAUUGCUCAAAUAUUCUAUCAAGUAUUCAAAAUUAGAUAUGGCAGUGGAGUUGGAGGAAUUGUAUGUUUGGGCAUAGUUGCUGUUGCUAUAUACUUCUGUGGUAUGAGCUCAAUCACAAGUAAUUCAAGGAUGGCAUAUGCUUUCUCUAGAGAUGGGGCUAUGCCUUUGUCGUCCUUCUGGCAUAAGGUGAACAAGCAGGAGGUUCCUCUAAAUGCAGUUUGGUUGUCAGCUUUCAUAGCAUUCUGCAUGGCACUAACGUCUCUUGGAAGCUUAGUAGCAUUUCAAGCCAUGGUGUCCAUAGCAACUAUUGGACUCUAUAUCGCGUAUGCCCUACCGAUCUUUUUUCGGGUAACCUUGGCUCGGAAAUCUUUCAUCCCAGGGCCUUUCAAUUUGGGGCGUUUUGGAGAACUUGUUGGUUGGAUUGCAGUUUUGUGGGUGGCUACCAUCAGUGUCCUGUUCUCCUUGCCAGUUGCUUAUCCCAUUACUGAUCAAACACUCAACUAUACCCCUGUUGCUGUAGGGGGACUAUUUAUAAUUACUGUUUCGUCGUGGGUUUUCAGUGCCCGGCAUUGGUUCAAAGGUCCUAUUACCAACAUAGACAACUGA